UCUGUGGUACUAGUAACUUGUACUGGUAACAUCUUGCAAAUCGAUAACACAAUAAAUAAUAUUAGACAAAGUGAAUUUUAUUAAAAAUAUCAUGGGUUCGGAACAGUCUAUGCCUCCAAAGAAACAGCCCCAACGUGCUCCUCCGGUCCGAAGAGGUCACACAAUAGCCACUUCUAAUUUCACAGAAGCAAGGAGAGGAAAUGAGGCGACAGCUAGUGGUAAUAACUCUCCGGGUGCAAGUAUGUGUUCAGACUCUGAGCUACCAUACAUAUCAUACACUGUGGACAGACCCAUUGGAGAUUCACCAAAAAACUCUGGUAAAUCUCAGAGAACUGUGGACAGUAAGAAAUCACUUCUGCAGAGGAGACAGCUAAGUCUUCAAGCUAGGAAAAACAAGAGGGCCAGGGAUAUUGUAGUUGUUAAACCAGCAACUGAUACUCAAUUAGAUGAGGAUAUUAGGAGGCUACAGGAAAUACCAACAUUUUUACCAAUAAUGAGAGGUACACUUGGUUUGCCGGGUGCAAGAGAUCCUGAGGUUUUGGAAGGUCUUGACUGCAGACCUUGGGUCCGCCUGGCGACAAGGAUUCAAGCACAUUUAGCCGCCUGCGCUCACCCCCUAGCUGCCGAGGAGAGUAGUCUUGCAAAUAAAGUUAAAGAGGCGGACACAGAAAUCACCCGUCUCUAUUCAAUCGCGGUAGAGAAACAGAGAAACAACGCGCGAAACGCGGAGAGAUUGUCCCGAGUGAGAGAAGUGGCUCACCAGCUGUCCAGAUGUAAUUCCUUGCUGAAUCAGAACCUUCAAGAUAUAGAAGAGUUGAACCAACUGUUACCAGAAAACAAGCGUUUAGAACCGUUCGUAUGGAGUGAACAAAAAGGCUCAUAGAAAUGUCACAAUAAUUCUCUUAGACAAUUAUAGAUAAAAAAAAAAUAUUAUUAAAUGAAAUGUAUUUACUCAUUAAGCUUAUAAUAGUAUUCAAUUAUUAUGUAUAUAAGAUGUAGUUUUAAGUGCGGCUUGAGACAAGCGAUAUCAAAAUUAUCUUUCGAUACAUUCUUACCGAAUACAGGAUCCGUAAAUCUGUUAGUGCGCUCUGAAUACGAAGUGAAUGGCGUAAAAUAUAAAUAUAUGUCGUUAUGG
Molecule: messenger RNA, 1135 nt
Organism: Pararge aegeria (speckled wood butterfly)
Lineage: Eukaryota; Metazoa; Arthropoda; Insecta; Lepidoptera; Nymphalidae
Gene: BORCS5
Product: BLOC-1-related complex subunit 5
Exons: 7
Coding region: 92-883 (263 amino acids)
Biological process (GO): positive regulation of anterograde synaptic vesicle transport; lysosome localization; organelle transport along microtubule
Cellular component (GO): BORC complex; synaptic vesicle membrane; cytoplasmic side of lysosomal membrane
Source: RefSeq, a predicted model, not a curated record